This is a messenger RNA of Aureobasidium musti, 294 nucleotides long. Lineage: Eukaryota; Fungi; Ascomycota; Dothideomycetes; Dothideales; Saccotheciaceae. The record is from the annotation of a GenBank genome assembly.
GAUAUAAAGACCAGUUUCACCAAGACUAUUAGCACCAUGACUUCUCCAUCAGCAGCCCUUAUGCAAAGCAUCCGCUCAGGCACCACUCACUUCAACGCCAUGACUCCUAAAGACCGUGUCAAACUUAUCGCGAUCAUGGGAUACUGCACACUCGCCUUCAGUGCACCUUUUGCGGGAGCGGCAGAAAUGAGCAGACGUACACGCAACGAUACCACAUAUGCAAAGAUCUACAGAGAUUGUCUAGCCUGUGGCUCUCGCCUUGAAGACUAUGCUGGUCUUGGCCGCAGACCUUGA